ACAUUCGAUGGUGGAAGAUGUUUAUGUUGAGGUUUGAGCAAAGGCUUUCACGCACUCAUGGAGACUGACAGAAUUUUUAAUAGCUUUUUAUACCAGGGCCAUACGUCAGCAGUAAGAUGAAGCGUUCAAAAAGCGAAGCGAUCAAAUCUGCACUGAACACUUAUUUGAAACGCCGGCACUAUGCGGAUAUCGAAGAUUGUUGCAAGAUUAAUACACUGCCAUGCAGCCAAGAGGAAAUGGCUGUUGGUUGUGCAGUGGAAAGAGUUGUUGGUCGCUCAAAUUCUUUUACGUUCAGCACUAUCAAUAAUGAUGUUAACCUAGCUGAACAACAUUUCUUAAGGUUCAAAAACUGGAUUGCAGAGCUUAAGCAAGAGUCCUUUCAGUGUGAAUUAGCCAGUCUGCUGUGUCCAAUGUUUUGUCAUCUUUAUUUGGAAAUGCUGUGUGGAGGCCACCGCCAGGUAGCAAACAAAUUUUUCAAGAGGCAUCAGGUUCUCUUCACAAGAGAACACAAUCGACCGUUGCUGGAAGAACUAGCUAGCGUAACUAGUAGCCAGGAUAUUGAAAACAAUGCCCUUGUUAAAGAUUUUAGGUCCUGCAAAUACCAUGUGAAGUUGUCAGAAGCAGCUAUGGCAUGCUUACAAAUAUAUCUGUCAGAGUAUAGCCACACUGUUCUAAUUCAGCUACUGCAGGACAGGUUCAGUCUGGAGGUAGAUGGCACCAUCCUUUCUAUCACCCAGGAGAAAGUUGCAAAUGAUCAGACAACCACAAUGGAGGAUUCUGAGAGUGCAUCAGAUAAAGAAACUGAGUCCAGAGAUGUGGAUGAAGACUUCAAGAUUGUAAGAGAAGCAAUAGAAGAGGUAUUUGAUGAACCGAAGACCCCAACUACUGUCCUGUACACUAUAAAAAAUUGUGAGGAAAUAACAGCAUGUGGAAGAUUCACAAAUAAACUUGACAAAUUAGCAGUUGGCAUGGGAUCUGUUGUAAAGCUGUGGAGCUUGACAAAUAAGAAGCUACCUGUUCCAAAGAAACAUGUACUGUUACCGUUUCCUGAAGCUGAGACUGACAUAGAGGGAAGUGAUGAAGAUACAGAUGAUCGACAUGAGAGUGACAUGGUAUCUCUCUUUGGCCACUGUAAGCAAGUUCAAGAUCUCAGAUUUGUAAAUGAAGAAAAAUCUGAACAGAUGCUUCUGUCUGUUUCACAUGAUGCUACAAUGAGAUGUUGGACAUUAGGGAACAACACCUGUGCAGCAAUAUACAGAGGACACAACAGACCUAUCUGGUCUCUUGAUGUAGACUCUCUGGGGAUGUUUGCUGUCACAGGCUCCAGUGAUUAUACUGCCAGACUCUGGUCACUUGAUAGGACGUAUGCUUUACGUGUGUUCAUCGGACACACACAGGAUGUUGAGUCUGUAUCAUACCAUCCUAGUUGUAAAUAUAUAGCUACUGGAUCAACUGACAAAACUGUCAGGUUAUGGACUGUGUCAGAGGGAAAGUUGAUACGAAUAUAUGCAGGUCAUCGAGCAGCAGUCCAAGUUGUGAGAUGCAGUCCAAAUGGGAAAUACAUUGCUUCAGCUGGUGAAGACAAACGAAUCAAGAUAUGGGAUAUUCCGUCGGCAUCUACUGUGGCUGAGUUUAAAGGACACUCUAAUGCUGUUGUGAGUUUAUCAUGGACACCUGACAGUGAGUAUCUUGCUUCCUGUGCGUUAGAUGGGACCAUAAGGCAGUGGAAUGUGGCUCGUUGUGUGAAUAGGGAAAUGGGAACUGGAGAAGAUGGUGAGGGAGGUGAAACAGAUGCCGCUAAGAAUGCAGAAACUCGGACAGAGACUGCUAGUACAUCUGUAGAAAGCCAUGGUCCCACUUCUCCGAGUGCAUCACACACUGUAGUGAGUGUCAGUGCUGAAACUACUCCAUCUAACAUAUCAUCAUCUGUAACACCUUCAACAAGCUCUGCAUCACCUGGUCCUGCCCCAGUGGUUGCUGCACAGCCUAUUGCAGGACCAUCUUCUGCAACAACUUAUGACACAGUUUCUGAUGACCCCAUGGAAGGACCAUCAACUGGUGUCCCAACAGCAGAAGUGUCUGAGAACACAGCAGAAACUGCCAGUGCUCCAGUGAGUAGUUCUCCGAGCCCCUACCAGACAGCAUGUUUUUCUGUAGGAGAUCAUAUACUCUGUGUUCAUCAUGUGUCAAAAGAUACUUUGGCUGCUGUGAAUAUCACUUACAUUGAUGAGUGAAAUGCGAUAAAUAAUUUAUUUAUCCAUAGAUUGCAGGAAACUGUGUGGUUCAUGACAGAUGUAAUCAAAACUUUACUUUACCAAAUUUCUUCAAGCUUAAGGAGUGUUGGGACCGAACCUUGUAACAGACACUGUUUCUGGCUGCAGACAGUCUCUGAAGGAGAAAUUUGGUGAACUGUACUCAAAUAAAAGUU
This is a messenger RNA of Schistocerca cancellata (South American locust), 2428 nucleotides long. Its product is annotated as TAF5-like RNA polymerase II p300/CBP-associated factor-associated factor 65 kDa subunit 5L. Lineage: Eukaryota; Metazoa; Arthropoda; Insecta; Orthoptera; Acrididae. The record is from RefSeq and is a predicted model, not a curated record. The coding region runs from base 117 to 2234 and encodes 705 amino acids. Gene Ontology annotation, molecular function: protein binding; RNA polymerase II general transcription initiation factor activity. The transcript has 12 exons.